AUGGCAGAGAAGACUCUGGACAAAGAUGCCUUUUUCAAGGCACUGGAACAGCUGGAUUGCUUGACGGACGACUCGGAGGAUGAGGCUGAUAUUGAAUUGUCUCAUAUUAUCAAACGAUCGAGAAACAGUGACAAUCUUUGCUCUUCAAAUUGUCGCAAAGAUACACAACCUUUCAAACUGCUACGUGCGACUUCAGCUCCUCAGUCUACUUCGACCAGUAUCGCAAACUCAAGCACCCAUAGCAGGAUGCUCGCUCCAGGUAGCGAUGACUUGCAGCCCGGGGUCAAAAGAUCCAACACUACCGGGACCUUGACUGGACGUUCAGAAGGCGACAAGCAAUCUAAACGGAGACGGGUGACCGCCUCUAGGACUGUUCCUGAAGAGCAGCAGAUUUUCAAGGGCCUUGUGUUCUUCUUCUUUCCUAACAACAAUGUCUCGCCUCUUCGGCGCCUACGGAUUCAGCGUGCUCAGGAGUACGGUGCCACCUGGGCGAAGACGUGGGAAGCUGAUAUCACUCAUGUGAUAGUUGACAAAGGUUUGAUGUUUCAAGAUGUUCUUAAACAUCUCAAACUCGAGGCCUUCCCGCCCAAUGUUGCUUUGCUCGACGAAAGUUAUCCUUCCGAGUGUAUAAAAUUCAAAUCUGUGCUAAGCACAACGCUUGUUCGAUUCCGCGUCCAUGGAGCACCUUGCCCUGAAGCCGUAGAGACACACCCCACAAACGAGACGCCUUCGACCGCUUCUUUACCCUUGAAACCAAGUCGAAACCAACAAGUCACUCCUACUCCAUCUCAGGGCUCCAGAGAUCAAUGCGUUGUCGAUCACGCCCUUGAACAGCCCGUCGAGACGCCCUCGAAUGAAGCACAUCAAGAACAGCCUGUCCCAGAACUCUCUUCCCGCGAGCGAGAUGCCUUGGAUGACAUGAUCGAAGCAGCUAAAGCCGUAAAAGACUUGCCUUUGGACCCUCUGGAGGAAGGCUCCGUCGAAGCAAAUGAUACAGAGGCCUCGGACGCGUCCGAUACAGAAUCGACUGGGAAGAAAGAAAGACACCCCUCUAAAGAGGACCAGCUGGUAGAGGCCUGGCAGCAGAAAUUCGCUUGCAUGCAAAAGCAUGAUUCAAAUUCCAAGCUAGACAACCCGAACAGUAAGACCAUCGAAGUCCUACAGCAAAUGCUGGACUACUAUACAAGGACAUCGGAUCAGUGGCGUACGUUGGCCUAUCGAAAGGCGAUCGCUGCGCUUCGCAGACAACCGAAAAAGAUCGUCACCAGAGCGCAGGCGCGUGCUAUCCCCGGCAUAGGGCCGCGCUUAGCAGAUAAGGUCGAGGAGAUCGUGUUUACUAACCGGCUGCGUCGUUUGGAAAACGCAAACAAUACACCCGAAGAUCUCAUACUACAGGAAUUCUUGGGGGUCUACGGUGCCGGCAUAUCGCAAGCGUCUCGAUGGAUUGCUCAGGGCUACAGGUCGCUGGAUGAUCUCAAGACCAAAGCAUCAUUGACGAAAUCACAGCGGGUUGGAGUGGAACACUACCACGAUUUUGCCCAGCGAAUUCCGCGGCGUGAAGUCGAAGCCCACGGAGAAAUCGUCCGAAAGGCGGUCCAGAGGUCGGACCCUGGGAUGCAGGUCAUCAUCGGUGGUUCUUACCGGCGUGGGGCGCCCGACUCAGGUGACAUCGAUCUGCUCAUCACAAAAGGCGAUGCCACGAUUGAGCAGAUCAGGGCGGUGAUGAUGGACAAUGUGAUUCCUCGACUCUUUCAAGACGGCUUUCUUCAGGUCAGUCUCGCCAGUACCUCCCGAGGCGACGGAUCCAAAUGGCACGGAGCGUCUGUGUUGCCUGGCAGUAAAACCUGGCGCCGCAUUGAUCUUCUAUUUGUACCUGGAUCAGAAAUAGGGGCCGCGCUGAUUUAUUUCACUGGGAAUGACAUAUUCAACCGGAGCAUGAGACUGCUGGCGAGCAAGAAGGGGAUGCGCUUGAACCAACGAGGACUUUAUGCAGAUGUACUACGUGGAGAGCAACGGAGGAAGCUAAACGAAGGCCGGCUGCUUGAGGGACGCGAUGAGAGACGGAUCUUUGAGAUUCUGGGGGUUCCAUGGCGACCUCCCGAGCAUCGCAUAUGCUGA
Messenger RNA from Aspergillus pseudoviridinutans, 2118 nucleotides. RefSeq names its product DNA-directed DNA polymerase IV. NCBI's taxonomy places the organism in Eukaryota, Fungi, Ascomycota, Eurotiomycetes, Eurotiales, Aspergillaceae. Gene Ontology annotation, biological process: double-strand break repair via nonhomologous end joining. The transcript is spliced from 4 exons. The record is from RefSeq and is a predicted model, not a curated record. Gene Ontology annotation, molecular function: DNA-directed DNA polymerase activity; DNA binding. The coding region runs from base 1 to 2118 and encodes 705 amino acids. Gene Ontology annotation, cellular component: nucleus.